AUGGCGCAGAGUUUUGACACUUGGCUGGAUGGUUUGGGGCCCCUCACGAAGUGCGGGCUUGCCCUGGCCGUGUUGCUCACUACCCUCGUCUCGCUGCAGGUGGUUCCGCUUGUGGAUCUGCUGCUGUCUCCCGCCGCCUUCACGCAGCUGCAACUGUGGCGCCCCGUCAGCGCCGCCUUCUUCUUUGGGGGCUUUUCCUUCUCGUGGCUCCUCUCUCUCGCCAUGUUUGUGUCUUACAUGAACUACAAUGAAACCUUCGACUUCAAAGGCAAGAGUGGGGACUUCCUGUGGAUGGGGAUUAUUCUUGUUCUGGGCAACACAGCCGGUGGCCUUCUGCUUGGUCUCCCCGUCACGAGCUUUGCGAUGCUGAUGUCCCUCUGUUGGGUGUUCUGCAAGCGUCACCCCGAGCUGCGCAUGAACCUCUACAACUUCGAGUUCAACGCCAACACGUUCCCAUGGAUCCUGAUGCUGUUCCACCUCAUCGUUGGGCACAGCAUUGUAGAGGACCUGGUCGGCGUCGUGGUCGGCCACCUGUUCUUCUUCUUCAAGGACGUCAUACCCAAGACGGACGGCGCGGACCCGCUGCGCACCCCCACGUGGUUCCUGCGCUACGUGCUGCCCAACAGUGGCGGACCCGGCUUUGGCNACGGCGCGGACCCGCUGCGCACCCCCACGUGGUUCCUGCGCUACGUGCUGCCCAACAGUGGCGGACCCGGCUUUGGCACAGUGCACCCCACCGCUGCCACUGCUGCUGCUGCUAGGCAGGCGUACGGCGCGAGAUUGGCGCAGCAGCGGCGGGGAGACGGCGGUGCGGCGGCUCCACAUCAAUGGGGAGCGGGACGUACGCUCGGCGCCAACUGA
Trypanosoma grayi is the source of this 861-nucleotide messenger RNA. Its product is annotated as Derlin-2/3. Lineage: Eukaryota; Euglenozoa; Kinetoplastea; Trypanosomatida; Trypanosomatidae. The transcript has a single exon. Gene Ontology annotation, biological process: endoplasmic reticulum unfolded protein response. Gene Ontology annotation, molecular function: ubiquitin-specific protease binding; misfolded protein binding. The record is from RefSeq and is a predicted model, not a curated record. Bases 1 to 861 code for a protein of 286 amino acids. Gene Ontology annotation, cellular component: Hrd1p ubiquitin ligase ERAD-L complex; endoplasmic reticulum membrane.